AUGGCCGCCCAUUCUGAGCACCCGCCGUCACCGGCGGAACCGCAACCGCAAGCACCGCUCGCCCCCACCACCAUACGCGACCUCUCCGACGACCUCCUGCGCGAGAUCCUCCUCCGCCUCCCGUCCCUCCCUUCGCUCGUCCGCGCCGCCCUCACCUGCCACGCCUUCCUCGCCGCCGUCCGCUCCUCCCCCGCCUUCCGCCGCCGUUUCCGCGCGCUGCACCCGGCCCCUCUCCUCGGCUUCUUCUUCGACCCCGACGGCAAUGAAAAUCCCACCUUCACGCCCAUCCGCCGCGGCUCCGACCGGGACCACGCGGCCGCCGUCCGCGGCCUCGAUGCCUUCCUCACCCGCGUCCCGCACCAGGACGACGACGACGUCUUCCCCGGAUGGCAGAUAAUGGAGUGCCGCGGCGGCUGCCUUCUCCUCCUCAACUGGAGAACCAAGCAGUUCGCCGCCUACAACCCCCUCACCGGGGCCUUGGAUCUCGUCCCCAAGCUGCCUGAUGAGAUCUCCAAAGGACACCGCGGCAAGUUCAUCUCCGGUGAUUUCUUCCUGGUCGUCCCCGACGACGAGGCUCCCGACAGGCGUUCGUUCCGCGUGGUCUCCUCCUGCCACGACAAGUCUCGGGUGCGCGUUGCCGUCUUCUCGUCGACCACCAGGAAGUGGCAGAUUCUCCCCUGGUCGGAGCCUGUGCCGACACAGCCGGCGAGUGGCAAGUACUGGCUUCUCUCGGGGAAUCAGGUGAAUGGGUUCCUGUGCUGGUCACACCAUAAGAAUGCCUACAAGGUGUUGCUGGACACUGCGACGCUGCAAUUCUCGUUCAUCGAUCUGCCGCAUGGCUUGAGUGGGCAAGGCCACCUCUACAGGACUGGGGAUACAAAGGAUGGGAAGCUCUGCAUCGUGGCCGCGAUCGAUUUCACACUCUUCGUUUGGUUCCGGACACCAGAUGUUGAUGGUGUUGACAAGUGGGUGCUUCAAAAUGUGUUGCAGAUGGAGGAAGAGGUUCUUGAGGCCACCGAGGGCGAACGGGAUGAACUUGAACAGCUUAAAGUGUUUGCAAUUCGGGACGGCAUUGUGUACAUGACGACAUUUGAGACAUUUAGAGAUGCUACUUUGCCUUGUUGGUACCUAUCCUUCUGCCUGGAAACAAGGAAGCUGGAAAAGCUCUUUUAUGUAAAAGCUGAUGGCCAUGCUCAUCCCUACUUCAUGCCAUGGCCUACUUCUUUAGUAGAAAUGGAGCAUCCUGCUGAAGUAGAAAGAGAAAAGUUGGUCAAUGACGACAACACAGAGAUUAUCACGACACUUGGCGCAAUCAAGAGAUCAGUGAAAGCUGUGUAG
Molecule: messenger RNA, 1338 nt
Organism: Miscanthus lutarioriparius
Lineage: Eukaryota; Viridiplantae; Streptophyta; Magnoliopsida; Poales; Poaceae
Source: the annotation of a GenBank genome assembly